GUCCGAUUGUGCAAGAUCGACAGCUGCGGCGCGCCUCUCAAAACAGGAGUCCAGAGCAGGCUGAGGCAGGAUUGAUCCGUGCAGGGAAGAUGAGCACCAAUCUUGCAACAGCGUGUCUCUGCAAGAUCUCGGCCUCUCUUGAAGCCACAGCAUUGUGUGCUCUGAUCGAGCAGCUCACGCCGACAGCAGCCAUGGCCUUUGCGAGGUGCUCAGCUGCGGUGGGCCAGGUCAACCUGGCUCCCAAAGCUGCAUUCACUCUCCGUCAGAGCUCGCAGCUUGGUGCACCUUUGCUGAGCGUCAGCUCCUUUCAGGGGGUCUCUCUGACUGGCGUUUUGACACCUCACCUUCAGAGCCGAGUGUCAGGAAGAAGAUCCUUUUCGGUUUCUGCUUCUUCCUUGAACAGGAACACAGAGUAUGUAAUCGUGGGGGGUGGCAAUGCUGCGGGAUAUGCGGCCAAAGCCUUUGUGGACAACGAUCAGGCGGCUGGUAAACUUGCCAUCAUCAGCAGCGAAGAAGUGGCUCCAUAUGAGCGGCCCACCCUCUCAAAAGGCUACCUAUUCCCAAUCAAGGGAGACGCAAAACCGCCACGGUUGCCGGGCUUUCAUACGACUGUGGGGACUGGUGGCGAGAGGCAGACCCCCGAGUGGUAUGAGCAGAAGGGCAUUGAGUUGCUGCUAGGAACAACCAUCUCAGGUUUGGACCUAUCCAAGAAGGAGCUGACCACCUCCAAGGGUGACACGCUUUCUUACAAAAAGCUCAUUGUUGCCACUGGGAGCACCGCCUCUAGAUUGCCCGAAAAGAUUGGCGGGGCGCUUCCGGGCGUCAACUACAUAAGGAACGUCGCUGAUGCGGACGGGCUUGUGAAAGACUUUCAAAACGCGAAGAAAGUUGUAGUUAUCGGAGGGGGCUACAUCGGUAUGGAGGUGUCGGCAGCGGCUCUCGCAUGGGGUCUGGACGUAACGUUGAUCUUCCCGGAGCCCCACUUCAUGCCCCGGUUGUUUACCCCAGGCAUCGCUGCGCACUACCACAAGCUCUACGAGAGCCUCGGCGCCAACUUCGUGACGGGUGCCAGCGUUGAGCGUUUCGAGGCGGGGCCCGAUGGGAGGGUCGCAAAAGCGAUUGCAUCCAACAAGCAAGAGUACGACGCAGAUUUGAUAGUAGUGGGCGUCGGCGCUAAACCUGCGGUGCAGCUGUUUCUGGACGCGGGAUUGGACGAAGAAGCCAAGGGGAUCAAGGUGAAUGACCAGCUGCAGUCCAGCAAUCCAGACGUAUACGCUAUUGGAGACACGGCCGCGUUUCCAAUCAAAAUUCUGGGCUCAACGUCGCGCGUCGAGCAUGUUGAUCACGCCAGGAAGUCGGCGGCGCACGUUGUGAAGGCGAUCCUAGACGGCAGCGGCGAAGGGUACGACUACCUGCCCUACUUCUACUCCCGCGUGUUCGAGCAUCCCGGAACGGCACGGAAGGUCUGGUGGCAGUUUUACGGCGAGAACAAGGGGGAGGUCGUUGACGUGGGAGACUUUGACCCAAAGCUGGCGGCCUUUUGGGUCGACGAAGGCACACUGAAGGGCGUCUUUUUGGAGAGUGGGGCUCCCGAGGAGUUCAAGUUGCUGCCGGAGAUUGCGCGGAUGCGCCCGAAGAUCGACAUCGACGAGCUCAAGAAGGCCGACACCGUUGAAAAAGCCCUGGAGACUGUUAAGAAAGCGAUGUCCGUCUGAUCGAUCGGGUAGCAUUACGUGUUGAAUGCACGGAGGAAGUCAGACCGGGCUUAGUAUAGGAAUUCUUUCUGCGUUGGAUGUUGUAGGAUUUGGUGGUUCGCUCAUUAAUCAGAUUGGUGGAUUCGGAUCAAAGAAAGCAGUGCGCACCUCUCCCGAGGAUUAUAUUGAAAUAGAAAGCCAGCGAGCGCUGAACUCAAUAUGUGCAAUGUACAGUAAGACACAAUGAACUUAGAGGCACGCACGAGUUCAUUUCAUGUGAAGUAGGAUUUUUUGAGACCACGUACUUUCAAAGACCGCACUGGAACAAUUGAAUUUUGAGACCGAGUACUCUCAAAAAUAGCAUUGAAACUUGAUUGAAAGAAGACGGUACUCAGCGAAGUUAAUGAUGUCAAAAACGAUCUAUAGUUUGACGGCCCACAUGUUAGAUCGAUCCAGAGUCCAAUGUUAUGGAACAAUGGAUCGACGCAAGGGCGGGCCCAAUACGGUACUGACGCGCGCG
This is a messenger RNA of Klebsormidium nitens, 2214 nucleotides long. The record is from the annotation of a GenBank genome assembly. Lineage: Eukaryota; Viridiplantae; Streptophyta; Klebsormidiophyceae; Klebsormidiales; Klebsormidiaceae.